Messenger RNA from Scedosporium apiospermum, 1032 nucleotides. RefSeq lists its product as uncharacterized. The transcript has 2 exons. The record is from RefSeq and is a predicted model, not a curated record. Bases 1 to 1032 code for a protein of 343 amino acids. NCBI's taxonomy places the organism in Eukaryota, Fungi, Ascomycota, Sordariomycetes, Microascales, Microascaceae. Gene Ontology annotation, molecular function: protein binding.
AUGGCGUCUAUUUCGAAGUUACCCGUCGCGAGAUGGACCCGUAUUGCCGCGAGCGUACGUCUCUAUCGCUCAUCUCAGGCUGUUUCUGUAAUCCACCAGAAGGCGUAUAUCUUCGGUGGUGAGCUCCUCCCCAGGGAGCCCGUCGACAACAGAAUCGAUAUUGUAGAGCUUGCCGAGGGAAAGGGAUUCGGUGUUCAGACUCUCCCGGAACCAAGCGAAGGUCCUACCCCUCGAGUUGGGACCCCGAGCACGACUAUCGGCCAAGGGAUAUACUUGUUCUCAGGUCGUGGCGGCAUUGAAAUGAAGCCUAUAGAGGAAAACGGCAGCGUCUGGCGCUACGAUGUCUCCACUGCCGCGUGGGAGCUGAUCACGCCGGCGGACCCCUCUGCACCCUUCCCGGCUGGGCGGAGUUACCAUUGCAUUUCCUCCAAUGGAUCGGAUACCGUCUACAUCCACUCCGGCUGCCCAGAGCAGGGUCGGCUUAGUGACCUAUGGGCUUUUGACAUCUCCAACAGAACUUGGAGAGAACUGCCGUCAGCCCCAGCACCACCGAGGGGCGGCGCUUCGAUCGCCUUUGCGAACGAAAAGCUCUACCGUAUCAAUGGGUUCGAUGGGAAAACCGAACAAGGUGGCUCCAUAGAUGUCUUUGACGUGGCUGCAAGUGCCUGGAGUAGCAUCAACUACAAGCCAGAUGGUACCGACGGCCCGGAGCCUAGAAGCGUCUCAAUCCUGGUACCUGUCGUCGUACAAGGCCGUGUGUACCUGGUCACCAUGUUCGGUGAACGAGAUCCCAGUUCGCUCGGACAUGCCGGUGCGGGCAAGAUGCUAUCUGAUGCGUGGGCCUUCGAUAUUGAAAAGGCAGUGUGGCAGAAGCUUGAGAUGGGGAAGGAUGGUCCUGUUGCACGGGGAUGGUUUGAUGCCGAUGUGGCAAAGGAUGAAGAGGGCAGUGAUACAAUCGUUAUUCAUGGCGGCCUCGGCGAGGACAACAAGAGACUUGGAGAUGUUUGGACGUUGUCAUUUUCUGGGAAUUAA